CAAAUAUAAUUAAAAAUGAUGGCACCUACUAUGAAAAGCAUAUCUAUGAUCCCUCUCGCUCUCCACUAUCUAUCGUCGACGACAAAAACUUCCCACGCUAUAAACCCUUCGCGCAAUAGUUGCAGAGAUCUCAAGAAGCAAAAAGAGAAAACAAUGGUUAAAACUAUAUCUCUCGUGAUCCUCUCCGUGUUACUACUCUCCUCGUCUCUCGGCAGCGCUACAGCGACGGAGACGAAGCAGGGCCAGGAGGAAGUGCAGCGUAUGUACGAGCAGUGGCUUAUGGAGAAUCGGAAGAACUAUAACGCUCUUGGAGAGAAAGAGAGACGGUUCAAUAUCUUCAAAGACAACUUAAAGUUGAUAGAAGCACACAACUCUGUCCCGGACCGGACUUACGAACUCGGUUUGACCCGGUUUGCGGAUCUGACGGAUGAUGAGUUUCGAGCUAUUCACUUGAGGGGAAAGAUGGAAGUGACAAGUGAUCCAGUGAUAGGAGACAGGUAUUUGUACAAAGAAGGAGAUGUUUUGCCUGACAAAGUAGAUUGGAGAGAUGAAGGUGCAGUUGCUCCAGUCAAAGAUCAAGGCGACUGUGGAGGUUGUUGGGCGUUCUCGGCGACUGGAGCGGUGGAGGGUUUAAACAAGAUCAAGACAGGAGAAUUAGUAUCUUUGUCGGAACAAGAACUCAUGGAUUGCGACAGAGAGGGGGAUUCCGGAAACUUUGGAUGUUUAGGAGGUAGCGCAGCCAACGCUUUCGAAUUCAUCAUCGAAAACGGUGGUAUUGUAACGGAUAAAGUUUACCCUUAUACUGAAAAUGAUACUGCCGCAUGCAAGGCCAUUGAGAUGGUUACAACUCGGUAUGUUACAAUUGAUAGUCACGAGGAUGCUCCUCAUAAGGAUGAAAUGUCUUUGAAGAAAGCUGUUGCUCAUCAACCUAUUAGUGUUAUGAUUGAAGCCGAAAACAUGAAACUCUACAAAUCUGGUGUGUUUACAGGACCAUGUGAUCAUUGGUAUGGAAACCACAAUGUGGUAGUCGUGGGGUAUGGAACGACAGAAAGAGGUGAAGACUACUGGAUUAUUCGUAACUCAUGGGGAGCUAACUGGGGAGAAAGUGGAUACCUUAAGCUCCAACGUAACUUCCAUAAUUCAACAGGGAACUGUGGAGUCGCAAUACGGCCUGUGUACCCACUCAGGUCCACCAACUCAGCAUUUGGUUUGUUGUCUCCAAGUAUCUUUAAAUUGGGGGUUUUAUUUGUUUUAAUUGGUUGGGCCUUGUUGUGAGAUAGACUUUGCCAAGCUCUAUCCAAAAGCCGGGUGUUUGUGUUUGUUAUCUUAAUUUAGUUCAAUCUUCUCAUCAAGGGAUUUUGAGAUUUAUUUAAGGCUUUCGUGUUCCUCCAUUGUUCAGAACUGAUUAAAAAGAGAGAGAGACGUUUUCCUUC
Brassica napus (rape) is the source of this 1433-nucleotide messenger RNA. Its product is annotated as probable cysteine protease RDL3. The record is from RefSeq and is a predicted model, not a curated record. Lineage: Eukaryota; Viridiplantae; Streptophyta; Magnoliopsida; Brassicales; Brassicaceae. The transcript is spliced from 4 exons. Gene Ontology annotation, molecular function: cysteine-type endopeptidase activity. The coding region runs from base 16 to 1275 and encodes 419 amino acids. Gene Ontology annotation, cellular component: lysosome.